AUGGCCAAGGACAGAUUGAGCACAGGAAAAACAAACCCUAGAGGAAUUCCGGAAGCAAUUUUCAUAAAAUCCAUCGAGGACUUUUUGAAUCCAAAGACAUCGACAAACGAUGACGUGAACAACUUUCUAAAAGAGCUCCAGAUGAGGAUACAGCAAUAUAAGUUUAUGGAAGAGAGUAAAAGCUCGACAUUGAAAGGACUGGAGACGAAAAUACCGGAUGUUUCAAAAACGUUGGAAUUUUGCAAGUUUCUUAAAGGAAAGCAUGAUAAACUGGUAGAAAAUGGUGGAGAGGAGAAGAUGGACGUGCACUACCAGCUCAAUGAUACCGUUUACUCAAAGGCAGAAAUAGACGUGAAGGAUGCAUCAUCUGUGCGAUUGUGGCUUGGAGCAAAUGUCAUGGUUGAAUAUCCAAUCGAUGAGGCUAUUGGAAUGCUUUCGAAAAGAUUACAAGAGACAAAAAAGAACAAGCAGGCAACUUUGGAGGACCUUGAAUACUUGCGGUCGAACAUCACUACGAUGGAGGUGAACACUGCCCGUGUUUACAACUGGGAUGUGCAAAGAAGGAGAAACGAGAAGAGUGAAAAAUAG
Messenger RNA from Brettanomyces bruxellensis, 588 nucleotides. RefSeq lists its product as uncharacterized. Gene Ontology annotation, molecular function: tubulin binding. The transcript has a single exon. Gene Ontology annotation, biological process: protein folding; microtubule-based process; tubulin complex assembly. Lineage: Eukaryota; Fungi; Ascomycota; Pichiomycetes; Pichiales; Pichiaceae. The record is from RefSeq and is a predicted model, not a curated record. Gene Ontology annotation, cellular component: cytoplasm; prefoldin complex. Bases 1 to 588 code for a protein of 195 amino acids.